CAGAGAUGAAGAAAGACCCUGAGUGAGAGAGGGGCCUUUUGUGAUGUUGCAUAUCUUUUCAUGAGAGUGUGCUUUUAUACUCGAGUUGAAUGAUCUCCUUCAUCUUCGUCUUCGGAACCUUUUGAAACAGUUUCGGGAUCUCGUUGGCGUAUUUUGAAGCCUCCCGUUGUCAUCAUUUUUGGUGGUGUUUGAUUACACCACUGACGCGCUUCUCAUCGCGUCUCGUCAAUCGACACCGGCACACCUUCCACAUCUUCCAGAAACCCUCCCCUCGUCGGUUCCUGCAUUGGUCUCGUUAAUCUUGGGUUAUCUCCCGCUUAGCCGCCGUUUCGCAAACCCGUAUUAAGAAAAAAACAGCAUCCCUCUCCCGGUGAAGCGCGAUCAUCAUCCGACUCGGUGUCAUUCUCACUCUCAUCGCCAUUGUGGGCCGAAUCAGGAAAUCGUUUCGUUCAACCUCAUUGCUUGGGUCGUGUUCUUCAACUUUCUCACUCAGAAAAAAAAUCUCGGUUGAUCUGGCCUUAACUCGGGCGUAUUGCUGGUCUUCGCAUCGACGAAUACCGUAUCAACGUAUCAACGGCACGAGCUCCCGGACAGCGACCCGUCGGAUUGAGCCUGGUGGAUCUCGCGGAUCGCGACCGUUGUUCCUGCGAUACCACCCUGGCCCGGCAUCAAGACCGCAAUCUGUACCAAGAGCCGCAAUGGGAAGCUCGACCAUCCCGUCUGCGGAUAAUAUAACCGACAGCGAAUUUCAUGAGUACCUUAGCAGAUACCCGGCCUGUCUUGAGGCUAUUUCCAAAAGCAAAGGCACCAAAGAAGGCCAAAAGUCUCUGUCUGAGCUUGAUGCCUAUCGAUAUGGCGAAGCCCUUGAGCAGUUUGGCCAGGAAAAGCCCAAACAAAUGACAAUUGAAGAUGUCAAAUUGCUGGUCGAAUGGAAGCUUCGCCAUGGGAAAUUCAGACCCUCUCUCAUGAAGCUCGUUUCAUCAAACGAUCCCAAGACUUUGAAAGAGACGAUACGAAAGGCCGUAGCUCAGUACCACCAGGCCAAGAAGCAGUGGCCUCAGGCCCUGGAUAUUCUCACUCAGCUCAAGGGCAUCGGGCCGGCCACCGCCUCGCUACUACUUGCUGUUCACGCUCCAGAUAACAUCAUCUUUUUUGCCGAUGAGGCCUUUUAUUGGCUGGAGUAUGAUGGGUCCAAGGGACCCAUCAAGUACAACAAGAACGAGUACUCCCAGUUGACUCUGAAAGCCCAGGCCUUGACGAAGAGGCUUGGUGUGAGAGCCGUCGAUAUAGAAAAGGUGGCCUUUGCCAUUAUGAGGGGCGACCAUACCCAAGCCUCUGGAAAGGCGGCUGCCACGGCGGAAAAGGCAGAGGAGAACGACAAGGGAGCGGCAACGGACCAGGAAGACAAGCCGGCAACCAAAACAGAGCCCGAAGAGAAAACCACCAAGUCUAAGCCACCGGCCAAAAGGAAGACUUCCGGUGACAAUGCCGACACUAACGUCCCUAUCCGCCGUUCCAAACGAGGGAAACAAGCUUAG
This is a messenger RNA of Podospora pseudopauciseta, 1538 nucleotides long. RefSeq lists its product as uncharacterized. Lineage: Eukaryota; Fungi; Ascomycota; Sordariomycetes; Sordariales; Podosporaceae. The record is from RefSeq and is a predicted model, not a curated record. Gene Ontology annotation, biological process: DNA repair. The transcript is spliced from 3 exons. Bases 699 to 1538 code for a protein of 279 amino acids. Gene Ontology annotation, molecular function: catalytic activity.